This is a messenger RNA of Musca vetustissima, 896 nucleotides long. RefSeq names its product thioredoxin-like protein 1 (gene Txl). NCBI's taxonomy places the organism in Eukaryota, Metazoa, Arthropoda, Insecta, Diptera, Muscidae. The coding region runs from base 1 to 861 and encodes 286 amino acids. The record is from RefSeq and is a predicted model, not a curated record. The transcript has 5 exons.
AUGAGUGUUCGUGUAAUUAAUGACGAUGCACAUUUCCAUUCCGAGCUUGCGGCGGCUGGUAUUAAACUGAUUGUUGUGGACUUCACUGCAAGUUGGUGCGGUCCUUGUCAGCGUAUUGCCCCACACUUUGAAAUGCUACCUAAUAAGUAUCCGAAAGCAAUCUUCCUUAAAGUGGAUGUUGACAAAUGCCCGGAAACUGCGGCAGCUCAGGGCGUAAGUGCGAUGCCCACUUUUAUAUUCUAUAGAAAUAGGACAAAAAUCGAUAGAAUUCAAGGAGCCGACAUUAAUGCAUUGGAGCAGAAGAUUCAAGAACAUAUAGGUUCAGGCGGAGAUGAAACAGGAGAGGACUAUGGACAAGGUUUGAUGGAAAUAAACACAUUUAUUUCAAAACAAGAAUGUGAAUGUCUAAAUGAGGCUGAUGACCAUCCAAUGGGCCAUUGUUUAGCUGCCAAUGGUGGAUAUCUGCAGUCAGAUUGUGACGAACAGCUAAUCUUGUCUGUAACAUUCAAUCAAGUGGUGAAAAUACACUCGUUAAAAUUUAAAGCACCUCCUCAACUAGGUCCCAAGGAAAUAAAAAUAUUCAUAAAUCAACCCCGUACAAUAGAUUUUGACCAGGCCGAAUCGAUGACAAGUGUUCAGGAUUUAACCUUGGACCCCAAAGACUUGGAGAAGGGCACCCCUGUCAAUCUGCGCUUUGUAAAGUUCCAAAAUGUACAGAAUAUCCAAAUAUUUGUUAAAAACAAUCAAUCAGGCGGCGAAGUUACUCAAUUGGAUUACCUGGGAUUUAUUGGAUCCCCCAUUCUGACUACUAAAAUGAACGAUUUUAAGCGAGUGACUGGCAAGAAGGGCGAGAGUCAUUAGAGGAUACAGAUUUAUUUUAUUAGAUUUUCUUAUUU